GGAGCCAGCCCUUAAAUGCUAACUCCUCAUAGUCGAAGGCUUGGUCACUGUCCCAAACAAUGCCACUUGGAGAGCACUGACACUGCACACUCCCACUACAGUCGUUGCCUUCUUACUUUGCUCAGCUCAGCCUGUUCUACAGUUACACCCUUUGAUUCAGCAGCUCUCCAGCAGUUCCCAAGAGACUCUUUGAGUAACUGGGUGAAGCACCGUCAUGUGACUACAGCUCUGACAGUCUGUCUGCUUGAUUCCUCCCAGAUGGAGUCAACAGAGGAAACAGAAUCAGGAAACCACACUCUGCUGACUGAAUUUGUCCUCUCUGGAUUGUCCAGCUGCCCAGAACUGCAGCACUUGCUGUUCUUCACAUUCUGCUUAGUUUACACCAUGACUGUCGUUGGGAACCUUCUCAUCUGCGUGGUCACGGUGCACCCCACCCUCUGCACGUCCAUGUACUUCUUCCUCCGGGUCCUGGCCUUCCUGGAUGUUUCCACAGCAUCGACUGUUGUCCCCAAGAUGCUGGUAAGUUUCCUGUCAGAGGACAGGAACAUCCUCUACACGAGCUGUGCCACGCAGCUCUACUGUGUGAUUUUCUUCGGAGCCACUGAAUGGUACCUUUUGGCAGCCAUGGCCUAUGACCGUUACGUGGCCAUAUGCAACCCCCUGAGAUACACUGUCAUCAUGAAUGGCAGAGUUUGCCUUUCCUUGGUCCUGCUGUCCUGCUGCAGUGGCAAUGUUGUGUCUGUGGUGCAGACAGCUUGGGUGUUCACGAUGCCCUUUUGUGGGCCCAGGAAGAUUAACCACUUCUUCUGUGACAUUCCCCCGCUCAUCCUGCUCUCCUGCACUGACACCUCACUGUAUGAAAAGCAGAUGGUUGCAGCCACAGUGCUGGUCAUCUUCACGCCAUUCUGCCUCAUCCUGGUGUCCUAUGCCUGCAUCAUCUCCAGCAUCCUGAAGAUUUCCUCUGCAGAGAGCAGACACAAGACCUUCUCCACCUGCUCCUCACACCUUAUUGUUGUAACAUUGUACUGUGCAAGUGGAACCUUGAAUUACUUACGACCGAAUUCCCGUAAUUCACAAGACACUAAGAAAGUUGUUGCUGUCAUAUACACAACCAUAAUUCCCAUGUUAAACCCCCUGAUUUACAGCCUGAGGAAUAAAGAAGUGAGAGAAGUACUAAUCGUAACUAUGACUGUGUUGGUGAAGAAAUAA
Molecule: messenger RNA, 1209 nt
Organism: Lepidothrix coronata (blue-crowned manakin)
Lineage: Eukaryota; Metazoa; Chordata; Aves; Passeriformes; Pipridae
Product: olfactory receptor 10A7-like
Exons: 1
Coding region: 16-1209 (397 amino acids)
Biological process (GO): G protein-coupled receptor signaling pathway
Cellular component (GO): membrane
Molecular function (GO): G protein-coupled receptor activity; olfactory receptor activity
Source: RefSeq, a predicted model, not a curated record